Danio aesculapii is the source of this 7766-nucleotide messenger RNA. RefSeq names its product zinc finger, MIZ-type containing 2 (gene zmiz2). Gene Ontology annotation, molecular function: SUMO ligase activity; zinc ion binding. The transcript is spliced from 19 exons. The coding region runs from base 607 to 3312 and encodes 901 amino acids. Gene Ontology annotation, biological process: regulation of transcription by RNA polymerase II; protein sumoylation. Lineage: Eukaryota; Metazoa; Chordata; Actinopteri; Cypriniformes; Danionidae. The record is from RefSeq and is a predicted model, not a curated record.
GUCAGUCAGCUGGGGAGGGCGACGACAAAAAGAGAGAAAGAAAGAGAGAAAGAGCGAACGACAGAACGAAAGAAAGCGAGCAAGAAAGAGAAAAACGGCCCCUCUUUCUUCCGACAGAGCAGCUCCUCCAUCCCAUGAUCUCAUGAAUAAAUUAUAGCGACUCAUUGUGCAACAGAGGGAGGAAUGCGGUGGAGCUGAGCAGCAGAACAACCGCGACUUUCGGGAUUUACACAAAAACACCGCAUUAAAACACGCUCAUGCUGGACGAUCGAGAGCCAAGGCCGAUUAUACCGAUAUAUCCGGAUACAUUGACGGAUUAUAUGAUCCAAUUCGAGCGGUUUUAACGUCUUCGCGCGGUUUCCGAUUUCUGAGGUAACCGAAAAAAGACGCGCACGGCACGUUUUUAUCAACCGUAACCCCGCGAGGAUUGAAGCGGAUCCCGAUCGAUCAUUUUCUGAUCCACAUUUCGAGGGGAUUUUCCUGCCGAGGAAGGCCGAAAACGGACUCCCAUCCAGGCGGACACAUCAACCUCGGGCAGCCGGAGUGGAAGACUGCCUGCUAGGUUGAGGAGAUUCGGGGUGUCCCAUAGACCCCUAGAUUCCUCCGAUGAACCCCAUCAACUCCAUGAAACCUGCCCUGCCUCCAACGCCGCACAGUGACUCCUCUUACCCAUAUGAUCCUGUCCCCUGGCAGCAAGGCCCCAGUCAGCCCGCCGGCUCCCUCUCUGUGGUAACCACAGUGUGGGGGGUAACCAACCCUUCAGCCAGCCAGGUUUUCGGAGCACCCAUGGGUCCAGGAGGUAACUCAGCCGGGGGUCACAUGAUGCCGGGCAGCAGUCCGGGCAUGAACUCUCCACAGUUCAUGAGCCAGCAGGGCUACCCGGAGCCCAACAAAACAUACAUGCAGCAGGGCAUGUAUGGCCGGCCCAGCGGAGGAUACCCUGCCGGACCCGGAUACGGCGGCAGUUACCCCAAUAAUGGCGCUGGUUCUCUCGGGAUGCCUCCUCAUGGUGUUCGUCCACCCACUGACUUCACCCAAGCAGCCGCAGCAGCAGCGGUCGCCGCAGCAGCAGCCACCGCCACAGCAACUGCCACCGCAACUGUCGCCGCGUUACAGGAGAAGCAGAACCAGGAGCUGAGCUACGGCCCUAUGGGCGGAGCUUCCUCCUACAACACCCAGUUUCUGUCUCACUCCGGCCCCCGCGGGCCCCCAGGGAUGUCCCCCUCCGGGAUGGUAGGCUCCAGACCUCCCUCUAUGGGCCCCAUGUACACACAGCAGGGCCAGAGGCUCCCGCAGCACCCCGGAUAUCCAGGGAGUCAGCAGGGGCCGCCGCGCCACCAGCAGGCCCUCAAGCGCCCAUACAACUCUGAGGGUUUUCCGGGUCAGCAGUACGGCCCUGGGAUGGGUGGUGGGGGCCCAUACCCUGGUCAGCCCAUGCAGUAUCACGGCCCCGGGCCCCAGCGCUCUGCCCCGUCCCCAUCAUAUCCCACACACCGCAUGCCGCUCCAGCAGCCCAGUAUGGCCCAGUAUCCUGCAGGACCAGGAAACCCCAGCCAAUACUACAAGCAGGCGGAGCAGUUUAACGGUCAGGGGAACAACCACAGCCUGAGCUCUGCAGUGACCGCUGGAGGAUACAGCAGCUUCAACCAGCCCACCGUCAACGGGCCGGGCCGAGCAAUGCCAGGAUACCCCAGUUCUCCUCUGCCAGGGAACCCCACGCCCCCCAUGACUCCCGGCAGCUCCAUGCCCUACAUGUCCCCCAAUCAGGACGUCAAAUCCCCGUUUUUGCACGACGUCAAGCCCAGCAUCAGCGCUCUGCAGCCCCCUACAGGAAACCCCAGUGACGACCUGCGUCUGACGUUCCCCGUGCGGGACGGUGUGGUUCUGGAGCCCUUCAGACUGGAGCACAACCUGGCCGUCAGUAACCAUGUGUUCCAGCUGCGCGACUCCGUCUACAAAACACUCAUGAUGAGGCCUGAUCUGGAGCUGCAGUUUAAGUGUUAUCAUCAUGAAGACCGGCAGAUGAACACUAACUGGCCGGCGUCGGUGCAGGUUAGCGUCAAUGCUACUCCUCUGACCAUCGAGCGCGGAGACAACAAGACGUCCCACAAACCCCUGUACCUAAAACACGUGUGCCAGCCGGGACGCAACACCAUCCAGAUCACCGUCACCGCCUGCUGCUGCUCGCAUCUGUUCGUGCUGCAGCUGGUGCAUCGGCCGUCUGUGCGCUCGGUGCUGCAGGGACUCAUGAAGAAGAGGCUGCUGCCCGCCGAACACUGCGUCACCAAGAUAAAGAGGAACUUCAACAGCGGGACCAUCCCGGGAACCCCAGGCCUGAACGGAGAGGACGGUGUGGAGCAAACGGCCAUCAAGGUGUCGCUCAAGUGUCCCAUAACCUUCAGGAGGAUCCAGCUUCCAGCCCGCGGACACGACUGCAGACACAUACAGUGUUUUGACCUGGAGUCGUACCUGCAGCUCAACUGUGAGAGAGGAACCUGGCGCUGUCCUGUGUGCAAUAAAACCGCUCUGCUGGAGGGGCUGGAGGUGGACCAGUACAUGUUGGGCAUCUUGAUCUACAUUCAGAAUUCAGACUAUGAAGAGAUCACCAUUGACCCAGUGUGCAGCUGGAAGCCUGUGCCGGUUAAACCAGACCUGCACAUUAAGGAAGAUCCGGACGGGCCGGCCCUAAAGCGCUGUCGAACCCUGAGCCCCAGCCACAUGAUCCUGCCUAGCGUGAUGGAGAUGAUUGCAGCGCUGGGUCCCGCAUCCUCGCCCUACCAGAGUCUGCCAGCAGGGGGCAGCAGCAGCACGCCAGACUAUCCCAGCCAAGGUGGUUCAGGAUACUCCAGCCAGCCAGGCUUCUCAGAUUUCCCCAACGCCCCCGGCACCCCCACCCUGGGGGAGUUCACCCCUGGCCCCCCACCCCUGUCCUACCAGUCUGACCUGCCCAGCGGGCUGCUGACCCCUGAGAAACCUGUGGGACACCCAAUGCCCGGACAGAUGCCUCACUCUAGUCGCAUGGAUCCUUCCCACAAUCCCCUGCAGCAACAACAGCAGCAUCAGGCUCUCCACGGGAGCUCCAGCAUGGGCCCCGGGGCCCCGAUGCACUCCCGCGGGCCCUCCCAAAACCCCCGCAUGCACACAGAUAGCUUCGGACUCGGGGCCCCUGGGGGACCGGGCGACGUUUCAGAGCCGGCCCUCGAUCUUCUCCCAGAGCUGACGAACCCAGAUGAGCUGCUGUCCUACUUGGGUCCUCCAGAUCUUCCUAAUAACAGUAAUGAUGAUCUGCUGGCUCUGUUCGAGAGCAACUGAACCGUCCGGCGUUCCUCCACCGUCCAGCAGUCCCCCAUCCAAGCCAAACACACAUCCCAUUGCGUCUGUGCACAGUUUCCUCCUGAGACUGGACCGCAGUGACUCUUGGGAAGGUGCAAGGAAGAUGGCUUUUAUUUUUCCUCCUGUGACGAUGUUACUGUCCGACUGCUUCUCUGAACUCUGAACUUCAGUCGCUCCAAUCAUUUGUAGAAAGACGCACAUCACGCUUUAAACUCAUGUGGUGUAUUCAAGGACAUAGCGUGUGUGUGUGUGUGUGUGUGUGUGUGUGUGUGUGUGUUGAGGGUCAGGUUAUUGCUUAUUUUUCUUUUCACUGCGGCUCCUGUUUUAAAUCUAAAUUAGAUGAGGAAUUAUGAUCUUGUAAUGCUGGAUUCACACCAAACACAGAAUUAAGUGAUCAAUAUAAAAGUAAAUCUCAUAUAAAGUUAAUGCAAACGCUCGAAUGGUGACGAAUUGUCAGCAUGCGGUGAGAAUAUCCCAGAUAGUGUAACCACAGCUGCGGAGCAUCAGGUUGCACGUAAAGUGGAUUACGUUUGUUUGUUUAUUGUACAUCAGCAAUUUACUACUACUUCAUGACAAAAAUUGAAACAGAUAAGGAGAUAUUGUAAAAUAAUAAUAACAAACGACAACAUCCCAUUAUUAACUUCACAUUAAUCAAUGAUACAAUUUUUAAAAAUUUAACAUUAAAAACAUGAUUUUUCAUGCCGACAUAGGAUUGAUUUAUCUUAGUAAGUACUCUAAUGCUGGAUUCAGAACAAACACUGAAUUAAGAAUUCAACAUAAAAAUAAACCACAUACGAUGUUAAUGCAAACGCUCAAAUAAUGGCGAAUUAUCACCGCACUGUGCGAAUGUCGCAGAUAAACCUGUGAGCUUUACUGUAACCACAGCUGCGGAGUAUCGGAUUACAUGUAACCUGGACUACAUUUGUUUGUUUAUUGUACAUCAGCAAUUUACGACUACAUCCUGACGAUAUUGAAAUAGAUAAGAACAUACUGUAUAAUAACGAACGAAAACGUCACAUUGCGAUAAUAAAAAACAAUAUAGUUUUACAUUAAAUAUGAAUUUUUAUGUCGAUAUUGAAUUGAUAACUUAGAGCGAAGUACUCUAAUGCUGGAUUCAGAACAAAUGUGGAAUUAAGUAUUCAAUAUAAAAGUAAAUCACAUUAAAGUUAUGCAAAUGCUCAAAUAGUGGUGAAUUAUCACCGCGCAGUGCAAAUGUCGCAGAUAAAGCUGUGAGUGUUACUGUAACCAUAGCUGCAGAGUAUCGGAUUACAUGUAACCUGGAUUACAUUUGUUUAUCGCACAUCAGACUACUUUAUGACUACUUUGACAAAAUUUAAAUAGAUAAGAACAUAUUGUAUAAUAAUAACAAUGAAGGACAACAUCACAUUAAUAACUUCACAUUAACUAUACAAUUUUUUUAAAAUUACAUUAAAAACAUUAAAUAUGAUUUUUCAUGUUGUUUUUAGAUCAAUAACUUAGAGCAGAGUACUCUAUUGCUAGAUUCGAACCGAACAUUGAAUUAAGUAUUGAAUAUAAAAGGAAAUUACAUGUUAAUGCAAACGCUCAAAUAGUGGCGAAUUUUCACUGCGCGGUGCAAAUGUUGCAGAUAAAGCUGUGAGCGUUACUGUAACCACAGCUGCGGAGUAUCAGAUUACACGUAACCUGGAUUACAUUUGUUUAUCGUACAUCAUCAGUUUAUGACUACUUCAUGACAAUAUAAAAAUAGAAAAGAACAUAUUGUAUAAUAAUAAUAACGAUAACAUCACAUUAAUAACUUCACAUUAAUUAACGAUAAAAUGUAAACAAAAUUUAAAUUAAAACAUUAAAUAUGAUUUUUCAAUCCAACAUAGGAUCAAUAUAACUUAAAGCAGAGUUCUCUAAUGUUGGAUUCAGACCGUAUCAGAAUUACGUAUUAAAUAUAAAAGUCAAUAACAUGUUAAUGCAAACGCUCAAAGAGUGCCGAAUUAUCACAGUGCAGUGUGAAUUUCACAGAUACAGCUGUUAGUGUAACUGUAAUCACAGCUGCGGAGUAUCGGAUUACAUGUAACCUGGAUUACAUCUGUUUGUUUAAUGCAUUGUAAUAUAGAGAAGUACAUAUACAUAAUAAUAACAACGACAACUUCACAUUAAUUAGAGACAAUACAAAAAAAACAUUUAAAUAUGAUUUUUCAUGUUGAUAUAGGUUUGAUACAAAACGUGGAACUAAGUAUUCAAUAUAAAAGUAAAUUGCAUAUAAUGUUAAUGCAAAUGCUUGAAUAGAGGUGAAUUAUCAGAGUGUGGUGCGACUGUCGCAGAUAAAGCUGAGUGCUACUGUAACCACAGCUGCGGACUAUCUAAUUAUAUUUUAUCAGACAACAUUUUAAGACUACUUCGUGACUGAUCGAAGAUUGAUAUAGACAAGAACAUAUUGCAUAGUAAUAACAAUAACAACUUCAGAUUAUUAUAAAUCAUUUUACAUUAAAUAUGAUUUUUCAUGUUGAUAUAUGAUCAAGAGUUUCCAUCAAAGUACUCUAAUGCUGGACUCAGACAAAAUGCGGAAUUAAGUUUUCAAUACAAACGUAAAUCACAUACGAAGUCAGUGCAAAUGUGAGAUGGAAAUAAACCAACGCCAUAGUCAUGAACAGUGCAGAAUUUGCCAUGAUUGUGUCUUCCGUGCAGAUUCAAAUAAUUGAAUCAAAAAAAUGCGUGAAGGGAAAAACAUCCCAUGAGUAAACUAGAGCGAGUGACGCAGUGUUGCGCGAUUGGUGUGAACCCAGCAUAACUCAACAAACAAACACUGCUGAUUCUCUUAAAGGGACAGUUCAUCCUAAAAUUACAAUUGUCAUCAUUUACGCAACCUGUUUGAGUUUGUUUUUCUGUCGAACACAAAGGAGGAUAAACUGAAGAAGGCUUUUAGUUAAUGUUAAUGGCUAUUUUUUCCAGAAUAUCUUGUUUUGUGUUUGACAGGAUGCAGAAACUGUACGAACACUUGAGUUGUGAGCAAAUGAUGAGGAAAUUUACUUUUGGCUGAACUAUUUCUUUAACACACAGCCAGAAUUCUCGAUUAUUUCUUCUUUUAUUCACCCAAAGAUGACCUCAGGCUCGCUCCAUGUGGUUAUAACACGGUUUCAAUCCACAAAUGACUUGAUCUCAAAAGUGUAGCCUUUAUUUCCUUUAUGAAACGUGUUCACGUCUGAAACGGUAGCAUUCAAGAAGUGCACUAUUACAUUUUGCACACCGAAAUUGCCUACACACGAAGGAAAUCAAAGGCAAAGAGUUAUCUUUUGUGAUGCUGUACACAAAUGCACACCUCAAGCUAGUGUGUGCGAGAGUGAGAGUGUGUGUGUGUUUUGGCACAAAUUCAAACAUUACACCACACCCUGCUUUGUUUUCGUCUGUCUCUCGUGAGUUUCUUACCCUUCGAUGUCUUUUUAAAAACGUCUUCCUCCCCUGUGGAUUUAGGGCCAUGAGGUCAGAUCUUGCAUUUAACUCGCCCUUAAAUAUGCAAGUCUGGGCUAAUAUUUGGUAGAAAACAGGUUUUCUUGGUCAACGACAUGUGUGAACCCAGACAGAGCACAAGCAGCCCGGUAGCACCUUGUUAGAGAGCUUACAAAUGCACAACAACAAUCGCGUUUGGUGGACAAACACCUUCCCUUAGUGAGAUUUUGCUCGGACAAAUCUGAUAGGGUGGGAGAGUGACGACAAGAAAUGGACUGAUGUUUAUCGCCACAAUCACAAUCGAGGAGGAAAACGUUGGGGUUGAUGUGAAAUAUGUACAGAUAUAGUAUUAUUAUCGUCGCGGAUGUGAACUUUCUCUUAACCCCAUGAUAUGGAAAAAAUGAACAUUUGAAAACACUAUGACAAGAGCUCAUUCCCCAGAUUUACAUUCAGAGCGGGAUGGAGAAACCGAUGAUGAGGGAUGAUGAUGAUGAUGAUGUCGAUUCCUGUCUUGUCUGAUUUUAUUAUUUAUCAUGGCUCUUUGGGCAGCGUUAGCGAAGUGCAGUUUGUAUAUUAACAAUACAGGGAGCAUCAGGAGUCGUCGGAUGAUGUGCUUUUAUUCUUUUCGUUUGUUUGUUUGAAGUCAUUUGUGUAUCAUACGAUUUUAUCUUUGAUUAUAUAAUAAUUGUUAUUAUAAUUAUAAAGAUAAUUGAUGGGCCUGUAUGCAUCUCUCUCUCUCUCUCUCUCUCUCUCUCUUCUGUGUUAACUAGCAGAGUUUAUGAAUUUGUUAGAAAGAUACGACAUAAAAAAGAUGAUGAAUUCAUGAGAAUCUGAGAAACCAGCAUCACUCAAACUGUUCAAAAAUACAACUAAAAAAAGAUGUUUGACUGUCAUCGUGUGUUGGUGGAUCAUCAAGUUCUAUCGAUUGAAUUAAACAUGUAUAAUUGAAAGCGAUUUGUUUUUCUAAAGAUGUGAAAUAUUUCCAUUAUGUUUUAUAAGUAAAGACUUAAGCCCCA